AUGGAUGAGGGUCUAUUGAACGACCUUCUGGAGUGCUCCGUGUGCUUGGAGAGGCUCGACACCUCCUCACGCGUGCUGCCCUGCCAGCAUACGUUCUGUCUCAAGUGCUUGAAGGUGAUCGUAGAAUCGCAUAAGGAGUUAAGAUGUCCAGAAUGCCGUGUCCUAGUAGAGGCGAAGAUAGAAGACUUGCCUCCAAACGUGCUCCUCAUGAGGAUCCUGGAGGGUAUGAAGAAUUCUGCGCCGAGGAAAAUCAGCGUUGUGCAGCGUACAUCGCGGAGUGGGCAUUCACAGACGCUGACGCAACUAUCGGCCCGGACGGACGGAAAGCAACUGCCGCCUCACGGACGUGCCAUGUACGACUUCAUAUCCAAGGAGCCGGGUGACCUGUCGUUCAAGAAAGGUGAAACAAUCAUACUCCACAAGAAAUUGGACCCUUUUUGGUACCAAGGAGAGUGCUCUGGAAGGACUGGCAUGUUCCCCAUCACAUAUGUGCAGGUAGUAAUACCCCUGCCUGUACCCACGGCGCUAUGCAAAGCCCUCUAUGACUUCAGAAUGUCCGCACCCGACGAGGAAGGCUGUUUGGCGUUUGACAAAGGUGCAAUAAUAACGGUGCACAGACGUGUCGAUGAGAAUUGGGCUGAAGGGCGGCUUGAGCAACGCGUCGGUAUCUUCCCUAUUGCCUUUGUCGAACUUAACCAAGCCGCGCGUCAGUUGAUGAACAGUGCUCCAUUAAACCGAGCAGUUCCCCCCGUGCCGGACACGCGGGGAACGCACCUGGAGCACCGCCACCAGCAGCGCCACCAGCAGCACGCGCCGUCCACUCUCCAACAGCUACAGCAGCUCCACCAACACCAGCUGCAGCUGCACCAGCACCAGCAUCCUGCGCCCCCGCUGCAGCAGCCCCUCCUCCCGCAGCCCGCCGCCCAGCUCUCCAUGUCACACGGCUUGCUCACCACCUCAGCAGUGCCGAGAACCAUAACGGAACCUACGCACAACAAGCACUCCUUAGACCUCAUACACUUUAUAAGCAUGCACAAUAAAGGACACCAAGGCACCAUGGGGAUACAGAGCGUCUCGCGGAUAACCGAGGGCUACGAUCGACUCAGAGGAGCGAAGUUCGAGAACUACUCGACGCCGACACACAAGCUGGAGACCACGUACCAGAACGUACGGACGCACGAACAUUUCCCGGUGUCUGUUGCCAAUUUCAAUGCGAACAACCUCAGCUCGGACUCAAGUUCGAGUAUGAAUACGCCCUCGGUGGGAGUCAGUUCGACGACCACUCCCGACACUAGUUCUAGCACAAGUACCAGCGAAAGCGCCGAGCCGAGUAUGCCCAGUUCACCAGAUAACAAUACCGAGCAAAACGCGACCGUGUGCACUGCAAAUACGGCUCAAAAUCCCACAACUGAAAUGAACAAUGAAGAUCAAGACGCUGAAACCUCGCUAAACACAUCUAUAGGAGUGUUAAGUCUAAAUGAGAGUUCUACAGCUACUAAUACAUCUUUGAAUGUGACAUUACCGCCGUCGGAGAGUUCAAAAUUGAACGCGUCCGCUAUUAGCAACAGUUCGCAGAAUCAAAGCGAUACCCAGGAAGGUGUAAGCAAUAAUGAUACUUCCCGACUCGACGUUCCUUCAUCGUCAAAGAACGUGAUGCGAUCUAGUGGACCGGAUUCGUUGUUGAACUUCGGGUUAGGUUUACAAGCGGCGCUAUCGCCAUCUCACGGCAAGGAUGGGAACUAUAUAUCCAGAUCUCAUAGAGACCAUCACCACAGAGAAAAAGAAAAAAGGCACAGUCUGACGCCGUCAACUCAUUUACAAGGGAACCACAUGCCACAGAAUAGGCACUCUGCCGAAAUCCUAGCGACGAGCCUGUUGGACCAGGCGCCAGAGCGAGACAGAGACAGGAAGCGGUGCGAGCGAGAGGGCGAGCGGCGGCGGCGGCGCUCGCGCAGCAGCGAGCGGCCGCUGCCCGCCGCCUACGUCGCGCUCUACCCCUACAAGCCGCAGAAGCCCGACGAGCUCGAGCUCAAGAAAGGAGGAGUGUACACGGUGACGGAGCGCUGCCGCGACGGCUGGUACAAGGGCUACUCGGAGCGCGCGCAGCGCUGCGGCGUGUUCCCCGGCAACUACGUGGCGCCCGCGCCCGCGCCCGCCCCCGCACCCACCCCCGCGCACCAGCUGCACGCGCGCACCAAGGACAAGACGACGGUCUCCUCGAGUACAAAGAACACACAAGCGCCCCCCGAUGCCCCACCGAGAGCUCCCAGCCCUACUACCGCCCAACCUCUCACUUAUCCAUGGAGUACGCAAGCCACACAGUCGCAACAAAGUACACCAAGAGCAGAAAAGGAGAAGUCAAAAGAAAAAGCGAAAGCGGAGAAGUCCUCGAUAUCAACGGGAGUGAGUCUCAUGAAAAGGCUAGCGGCGAUGAAGAAAUGUAAAUCACCCCCUCCAGUGGGCUACAGUAUGGACAACCCAGUGUUCGAGGACGGGCCCGGGCCUUCGCUGGCCGCGCCCCCUCCACAUCCCGUGCAUGUGCGGUCUGGUUCGUGUCCGUCGCAGCUCCUUCGGACGCUGCCGGGUCCCGCGGGGGCGGCGGGGGCAGCGGGGGCGGGGGAGCGAGCGAGACAGAAAGAACGUGCUGCACUGCUCGCACUGCACGACCAACGCCUGCACAGAGCGAGCAAUGAAGGUCCGUGGCAGAGCCAGCAUCGCAAGUCGCAAUCGUUGGACGUGACGGUAGCCCGCCGGGACAGACAUCACUCGCAACCUGUUAAAGAGAGAUUCCGCUGCAUAGCGCCGUAUCCUCCGAACUCCGAGUACGAGUUGGAACUGAAGGUGGACGAUAUUGUUGUGGUGUCUCGUAAGCGCGGCGACGGCUGGUACAAGGGCACUUUACAGCGAACGGGACGCACCGGACUGUUCCCGGCUUCCUUCGUGCAGAGCUGCCCGCACGACUGA
Parnassius mnemosyne (clouded apollo) is the source of this 2964-nucleotide messenger RNA. The record is from the annotation of a GenBank genome assembly. Lineage: Eukaryota; Metazoa; Arthropoda; Insecta; Lepidoptera; Papilionidae.